CCGCGAGGGAUGGCAGAGAAGGAGAGUGGAGGGGGGCACGGGGACGGACACAGAGAAACACAAGCUCAGGGGGUACUGGCGUCAGGCAUGGAGGUUGAAAGAGGGGCAGAGGGACCCCGAUAGGAAAGGAGACCUCAGUCUGAGCUGUGGGUGUUGAGCCAGGGGCACCAAGAACGCCACAAUCCCCACCUCCUGUCCUUGAAGGUCUCCGGGGCAGGUCAGGGAGGGGCUCCAUUUCUUGCCCUGUCCCCUUCCUUCCCGGGUCCUGCCUGGGGACGCAGGAAUCAGGGUCUCUGACCCUGCUGAACCCCCUUGGACUCACAGCCCCAGGAAGCUGGAAGAUCAGUCCCUGGGGUGCCAGGGAGUCUCUGCAGCCCGCCACCUCUGACCCCUGACAUCUGCCCUCCCCGGGCCCAGGAGGCACCAUGUGGCGAUGUCCACUGGGGCUGCUGCUGUUGCUGCUGCUGGCCGGCGAGUUGACCCUGGGUGCCCGGCGGGGUCGUGGGCGCCGGGAGCUAGCCCCGGGUCUGCACCUGCGGGGCAUCCGGGAUGCGGGCGGCCGGUACUGCGGGGGGCAGGACCUGUGCUGCCGGGGCCGUGCCGACGACUGCGCCCUGCCCUACCUGGGUGCCACCUGCUACUGUGACCUCUUCUGCAACCGCACCGUCUCCGACUGCUGCCCUGACUUCUGGGACUUCUGCCUCGGCGUGCCACCCCCCUUUCCCCCCAUCCCAGGAUGUACCCAUGGGAGUCGCAUCUAUCCAAUCUUAGGAACCUACUGGGACAACUGUAACCGUUGCACCUGCCAGGAGCAAGGGCAGUGGGAGUGUGACCAGGAGCCAUGCCUGGUGGACGAAGACAUGAUCAACGCCAUCAACCGGGGCAACUACGGAUGGCGGGCUGGGAACCACAGCGCCUUCUGGGGCAUGACCCUGGAUGAAGGCAUUCGCUACCGCCUGGGCACCAUCCGCCCUUCUUCCUCUGUCACCAAUAUGAAUGAGAUCCACACAGUUCUGGGCCCAGGGGAGGUGCUGCCCACAGCGUUCGAGGCCUCUGAGAAGUGGCCCAACCUGAUCCAUGGGCCUCUUGACCAGGGCAACUGUGCAGGCUCCUGGGCCUUCUCCACAGCAGCCGUGGCAUCCGAUCGCGUCUCCAUCCAUUCCCUGGGGCAUAUGGCACCUGUCCUGUCGCCCCAGAACCUGCUGUCUUGUAACACCCACAACCAGCAGGGUUGCCGUGGUGGGCGUCUCGAUGGGGCCUGGUGGUUCCUGCGACGUCGAGGGGUUGUGUCCGACCACUGCUACCCGUUCAUGGGCAGCGAGCGGGACGAGGCUGGCCCCGCGCCCCGCUGUAUGAUGCACAGCCGGGCCAUGGGUCGGGGCAAGCGCCAGGCCACUGCCCGAUGCCCCAGUAGCCAUGUCCAUGCCAAUGACAUCUACCAGGUCACUCCGGCCUACCGCCUCGGCUCCAGCGAGAAGGAGAUCAUGAAGGAACUGAUGGAGAACGGCCCUGUCCAAGCUCUCAUGGAGGUGCACGAGGACUUCUUCCUGUACCAGGGCGGCAUCUACAGCCACACCCCAGUGAGCCUUGGGAGGCCAGAGCGAUACCGCCGGCACGGGACCCACUCGGUCAAGAUCACAGGCCCCGCUUCGAAGAGGAGCAGACCAAGACAGAAAAAGAGGAGAGGUUUGCCUCGCACCGAGAGUGGGGGCCUUUGAAGGUUUCCUAGGAACUGGUCCUCCCUUACACACUGUGAUAAAAUUCACUGCAGUGUAAUACAGACAAGGAUUCAAGGGUUGCUCAACCUCUCUCCAUCUCAGCACCCACCCCCAACUCUGCCUGACUCACGGACCCCCACCCCCGGGCUUCAGUGCCCCCACCUGAUAUACCCAAAGAUGUUCGAGUCACUGAUUUCAAUUGUCCAACCAAUGAAAUGUACUUUGCAGUGGGAGUCUGGGGCCUCCAAGGUACCCCAACCUUGCGGUCCCUGGUACACAACCCUCCCUGGCUUCCCAAGUGAGGAGAGAGGGCAGGCAGAUGUGUGAAGUUGUGAGGUCCCGGAGACCUGGUCCCCAGGAUGUGGGGCCCUGGAGGAGGGAGGCCCAAGUUCUCCCCCUUUUGGCUCACCCCUCCAGUUAUUCCGUUGGUGCCCAACCCCACGUGGGCGUGGGCACACAGACUUUGAAAGGUGGGGACUGAGAGUAGAGAGAGGGUUAGAGCCCCGCCCAAGCCUGGAAGGGAAAGUGCCCUGGGGUUCGAGCCUCUCAAGGCAGGUGGAAUCAGCGUCCUCUCCCUCCC
This is a messenger RNA of Felis catus (domestic cat), 2298 nucleotides long. RefSeq names its product tubulointerstitial nephritis antigen like 1 (gene TINAGL1). NCBI's taxonomy places the organism in Eukaryota, Metazoa, Chordata, Mammalia, Carnivora, Felidae. Gene Ontology annotation, molecular function: cysteine-type peptidase activity. Gene Ontology annotation, cellular component: lysosome. The transcript has 10 exons. The coding region runs from base 426 to 1718 and encodes 430 amino acids. Gene Ontology annotation, biological process: proteolysis. The record is from RefSeq and is a predicted model, not a curated record.